This is a messenger RNA of Diaporthe citri, 633 nucleotides long. RefSeq lists its product as uncharacterized. The record is from RefSeq and is a predicted model, not a curated record. Gene Ontology annotation, biological process: transcription initiation at RNA polymerase II promoter. NCBI's taxonomy places the organism in Eukaryota, Fungi, Ascomycota, Sordariomycetes, Diaporthales, Diaporthaceae. Gene Ontology annotation, cellular component: nucleus; transcription factor TFIID complex; SAGA complex. The coding region runs from base 1 to 633 and encodes 210 amino acids. The transcript has 2 exons. Gene Ontology annotation, molecular function: promoter-specific chromatin binding; RNA polymerase II general transcription initiation factor activity.
AUGUCGUCGCAGCAGCCACAACCACCACAGGAACCUGCCGAGCAGGCCAAUGCGGCCCAGCCUGCUGCCGGUGCCCAGCAAGCCGAAGAGGAGACGGGCGGCUACGCGCCUCUGGUCGACCCACGGCUGCCAACGCGCAAGGACACCUCGUUGAAGGAGUUCCUGGCCAAGAUUGACGACUAUGCGCCCAUCAUCCCCGAUGGCGUAACCAACUACUACAUGACCAAAGCCGGCCUGCCACCCCCACCGCAGACCGACCCGCGCCUCGCGAAGCUGCUCGCCCUGGCCACGCAAAAGUUCGUCGCCGACAUCGCCGCCGACGCCUACCAGUACAGCCGCAUCAGGGCGAGCAACUCGGCCGCCGCCAACAACCCGAUGGGCAACCUGGGCGCCGCGGCCGGCUACCCCAUCCCCGGCCAGCCGGGCGCCCCUGGGGCUGCCGGCGGUGCGGGUGGUGCCAAGGGCGGGCAGGCUGCCGCCGCGGGCCAGGCGCUGCUGGGGAUCCAGCGGCCUGGUUUCGGGGGUGGUGGACAGGGCGGUAGCCAGAACAGGACGGUCCUUACUAUGGAGGAUCUGGGCAUGGCGGUUGGGGAGUACGGGGUCAAUGUCAAGAGGAGCGAGUUUUACCGAUGA